Messenger RNA from Rattus rattus (black rat), 5665 nucleotides. RefSeq names its product microtubule-associated protein 4-like. NCBI's taxonomy places the organism in Eukaryota, Metazoa, Chordata, Mammalia, Rodentia, Muridae. Gene Ontology annotation, cellular component: neuron projection. Gene Ontology annotation, biological process: microtubule cytoskeleton organization; neuron projection development. Gene Ontology annotation, molecular function: microtubule binding. The record is from RefSeq and is a predicted model, not a curated record. The transcript is spliced from 12 exons. Bases 526 to 3462 code for a protein of 978 amino acids.
CCUCAGUCUUCAUUUAACACUAAGGUGUUGUUUUAAGUGGAAAUUUGAGCAAUCUUCUAGAAUAAUUAUUCUUCAGCGGAUACAGCUGAGGAUUGGCAAAUGAGCCUUGCUUAUUUUAAAACAGUUUUUUGAGUGGGUGAGUUCAGCAGGCUAGGCAUAGAAUGAGAUAAAUGUGUGGGUAUACAUAUAUCUAUAUCAGUGAAAGCUGACAUAAUUACUGUGCUCCGUGCCUGAAUUGGCACCGUACUGUAUUUUAAAUUAUAGGGCUACACAGAAUGCUAGCUAGCAGGAAAAUAUAUAUACAGAUUAAUAAACAGUGGUAUUUUUUUCUCUUUGUUCAUUCUUCCCUUUUUACACCUGGUAAAUACAUUUAGCACCCAACUGCUUGAGGAGAAAAGGGGGAUUGGGAGAAAUACAGAGCUUACCAUGAAUCCCGGGUACUUGCUGUGAUGUCACUGCAAGAUCUGUGUGAACGUGGGUGGUGUGAGAGCUCCAAGAGUGAGUGGGGGAGCAGUGAAAGAGACGAUGUCGCUUCCAGAGAAGCAGCCAGCCUCUCUCACUGCCGCUCUUACUGCUGCGUACGACCAGCUCUCUAAAGGCAAUCCUUCAGAGCGCAGAAUGGACUCCCCGAAAGAAAUCAGUCAGGAUGGAUUUGAAUGGCAGAGGACAGAGGGUAAACUGAAUGAAAUCGGGAUGAAUGUCAGCAUGGAUGGGCAGCUGAAAGACGGGCUUGUGAAGAAUUCCAGCUUCCUGGAACAGAAUAAGCUCGGCUUGUUUGAGGGGAAGCUAGACAAAGAACUUAACAUCGAAGAGCCUAACAAGGCAUAUCAAGCAACCUCCGGUCACCUUGAGAGCAGGUAUGUGAUUUCAGGAACCUGCCAGACCUCGGAGGGGAACUUAGUGCAACAAAAGGCAGCUGAGUUCCACCCGGGACUCACAGAGGGGCAAGACAAAGCCGUUCCAGUUCAGGGGAAGGUGGUGGGGAAGAAUGGACUAGAGAUCAAGAGCCAGCCAGAUUUCCCCUGGGCUGCAGACACUCUCACUCAACAUGGUGAGGAACAAGAAACCAGUGCUUGGAACCCCAACUUUUACUCAGUGACUCAGAGCCCUCAGGUCUCAAUGGCUGCAACUCCAGGAACAGAGAAGAAUGGCCUCGUCUCCAGCUGCUCAGUGAUUGGGAUGACGAAUGAUAACUCUGGACAGCUUAAUAAUAAGUCCCCAUUACUGGUGGCUAUCACCCACCCAGACCCAACUAGUGAGCAUUUGCCCACCACCAGUCCACCAAUCACUAUGGUGGAACUCACUCAGGAAAAUUUGAAUACAGGCUUUCAAAGCCCAAGCCAGGACAAGGAGUUGGAAAAAUUAAGUUCUAUUGAGGAGGGGCCUUUGUUUGACCAAGUCCCCCAGCAGAAAAAGGCAAUCCGAAGAGCCCUAUCUGAGUGUUACCACCUCUCAGUGCCCCCGGCUGUGAAUCUUGCUGAUAAGUACCCUGAGCUGCCUGCCCGAGAGGAGCUUUCUUCUGGCCUGCUGCCCCCCACCAGUAGCCCAAUGCCAAGCCCUAUGCCCAGGAAGCUGGGAGUGCCUGCCAUGAGGCGCUCCAUGACAGUGGCUGAGGAGCAGCCAGCCGGCUGCGGAUUGAGUGCUGGGGAGCUGCCUGGCCUGUCUGCUUCCGAGGUACCUACUCCUGUAACCUUCGAGGAACCAGUGGCCAAGGAGAGAGAAGAACUGAUCCACUUCAGCAAUGACAGCAGCAGCUCUGGGAAGAAGGAACUGGGCAUUGUCGGGCUGUAUCUCCACAGUAAGCUGGAACAGAUUCCCGAAGGAAGCAGCAAGGGAAAAGGGCAGGAAGAUACUAGUGAGACAAGAGUUGAUUCAUGUCCCUUCAUCUGCCAGGGAGGCGAGAAACAGCUGAUGGCACUGGCAGGAAAGAAAGAAAUUGAGGUCACUGCAACCCAGAGCACUCCAUCGUUGCUGUGCGAAGAGACCCCACGUGAUGGAGUAUCCCGGCAAGAAGAAGGAAAGGCUGCUGUUGGUCUGACUGGAAAUGACAUCGCUACUCCACCAAACAAGGAGCUACCACCAAGCCCAGAAAAGAAAGCAAAGCCUUUGGCCACCACUCAACCUGCAAAGACUUCAACAUCGAAAGCCAAAAUACAGCCCACUUCUCUCCCUAAGCAACCAGCUCCCACCACCUCUGGUGGGUUGAAUAAAAAACCCAUGAGCCUCGCUUCAGGCUCAGUUCCAGCUGCCCCACACAAACGCCCUGCUGCUGCCACUGCUACUGCCAGGCCUUCCACCCUACCUGCAAGAGACCUGAAGCCAAAGCCAAUUACAGAAGCUAAGGUCGCUGAAAAGCGGACCUCGCCAUCCAAGCCUUCAUCUGCCCCCGCCCUCAGACCUGGACCUAAAACCACCCCAACCAUUUCUAAAGCCACAUCUCCCUCAACUCUUGUUUCCACUGGAUCAAGUAGUAGAAGUCCAGCUACGACUCUGCCUAAGAGGCCUACCACCACCAAGACUGAGGGAAAACCUGCUGAUGUCAAAAGGAUGACUGCUAAGUCUGCCACAGCUGACUUGAGUCGCUCAAAGACCACCUCUGCCAGUUCUGUGAAGAGAAACACCACUCCCACUGGGGCAACACCCCCAGCAGGGAUGGCUUCCACUCGAGUCAAGUCCAUGUCUGCACCUUGCCGGUCUUCUGUGGCUCUUUCCGUGGACAAGAAGCCCACCUCCACUAAGCCUAGCUCCUCUGCUCCCAGGGUGAGCCGUUUGGCCACAACUGUUUCUGCCCCUGAUCUGAAGAGUGUCCGCUCCAAGGUCGGCUCCACAGAGAACAUGAAGCACCAGCCGGGAGGAGGCCGGGCCAAAGUAGAGAAAAAAACAGAGGCAGCUACCACAGCUGGAAAUCCUGAGCCUAAUGCAGUCACUAAAGCAGCCAGCUCCAUUGCGAGUGCACCGAAGCCCCCUGCCGGGAAAGUCCAGAUAGUCUCCAAAAAAGUGAGCUACAGCCAUAUUCAAUCCAAGUGUGGGUCCAAGGACAAUAUUAAGCAUGUCCCUGGAGGUGGCAAUGUUCAGAUUCAGAACAAGAAAGUGGACAUAUCCAAGGUCUCCUCCAAGUGUGGGUCCAAAGCUAAUAUCAAACACAAGCCUGGUGGAGGAGAUGUCAAGAUCGAAAGUCAGAAGUUGAAUUUCAAGGAGAAGGCUCAAGCCAAAGUGGGGUCCCUUGAUAACGUUGGCCACUUGCCUGCAGGAGGAACCGUGAAGACUGAGGGCGGUGGCAGUGAGGCCCCUCCGUGUCCAGGCCCCCCCGCUGGGGAGGAGCCAGCCAUCCCUGAGGCUGCGCCUGACGCUGGCGCCCCUACUUCAGCCAGUGGCCUCAGUGGCCACACCACCCUGUCAGGGGGUGGUGACCAAAGGGAGCCCCAGACCUUGGACAGCCAGAUCCAGGAGACAAGCAUCUAACGAUGACAUUCUGGUCUCGUCUUCCAUCUCCCUGUGUUCCCUCUCUUGUCUCCCCCCUUGUUGCCCUCUCCCAUCCCUCCUCACGUGUCACUGCAGAUUGAGACCUACAGGCUGACGUUCCGGGCAAAUGCCAGGGCCCGCACCGACCAUGGGGCUGACAUUGUCUCCCGGCCUCCCCACUUCCCUGGUGGCCCAAGCUUGGGGUCUCGGGCCCUGGGCUCCUUUUCCCGGGCCGUCUACUAGACUUGUAAGCUCUUGGGUGCUGGGCAGCCCCUUUAGGCCUCCUUCCCUCCUGCCUCGCUUGCUCAAGGCAGCAGCAGCCCUGCUGCCUUCACACCUCCUUCCACCCUUUCUGGGCCCAGCUCCAACUUCACUAUCGCCUUCACUGCUCUAUGGAGAAAGGUGGGAGGGGAUGGGAGUCUAAUGGGAUCUCUGUGGGAUCUAGGGGUGAGGGGCUGGAUUCCAGCCUUGGCCGUUUGGUUUUUUUGGACCAAACCCAAAAGAAACUGACAAACCCUCCCUCUCUUCCCUGGCUCACCCUGGAGAGACUAGUAAAGGUGAACUCCGAGUGGAGACCAGCACCGACCGAACCCCCUGGAACCCAAACUACUGCCUCUCCUUGACCCCAUGCUAGAGGCCACCAUGGAGGUGUCACCAGGCCCUUUUGCUGCCCUGCCUCAAGUUAGUCAAGGUUCAGUCCUCCUUGUCCCCACUGCUUAUUGUACCUGAAUAGCUGCUGUCUCACUUUUUUUUCUUCUUUUCCCCUUCCCAAUAACCUAUGAACUGGUGGUGUAGUUUGCAGGUUGAAGCUAUGUCUAAAUGAGAGUUCUCAGUAGGUGGUGAAGGAAGCAGAGGAGGAGAUCCUGAGUCUCCACUGAGGAGGCUGUCAGGCAUUGGGGUUUGCCCUACUCUGGGCAGCUUGGAGCCUGUGGGAAGAAGUGGGACUAUUGCCUAGUGAAGUUGGACAGCUAGGUGGGUCAGCGUGACUGGCUGUGUUGGUAUUGUAUAUUUGCUGCUUUUCUAACAAAAGGCUGGUUUUGGCAUCUAUCUCAUUCCCUGGGAAUCCGGUGGUUAAUGUAUGAUACAAAACCAGGGCUGGAGAAACAGAAAUGAAGGUCAAAGUCCCUGGUCUGUACUUGCAGGCCAUGGCACCCAAAUCCUCAUAUCUAGGGGAGCCUGAGAUGUCCAGAAUGCUUGUGAACAGUGGGGAAUCAGGUGUGAAAAUUUAAAACUAAAAUGCAUGAGACUGAGGCCAUCCCACUUUUCUUCUGGUGUGACUGGAGAGGAGCAGGAGAGGCCAGCCGUGGAGGUGCAGCCAUCCCAGUGUGGUCUGCUCAUGGAUGGGAUGGCUGCAAUAUUGAGAAAAUCCCGGGAAUUGUAUCAACACAAGAUUCUUAUUGCACUUGUAUUUUUUGUAUUAAAGUUUGCAUGGUUUCUAAUAAAGAAUUCAAACCUAAGUUUGUAUUGAAAUGGCCUGGGAGUGUCUAAGGGCUCCUCUGGUAGGGCAUUUUCUGCUGGGCAGAUUUGCCUCUCAGGAGGCUGACCCAGACUUGACCCCCCCAGGCCCUCCUCCUAACACAGCCUCGCCUCUGCUUGGGUGCGUUUUUGAGCAGGUAGAGGUCUUCACUAUCUCUCUGCCAAGGGAGGGUAUCCCUGGGCUUGAAGGUCCUCUCCAUUUAUGAGGUAGCAGUUACUUUAUAAUCUUGACACGGAAUCCCUAGCUCUCUAAGCACACACAAAGAAUUAUUGCGGUCUGUAGAAAAAAAGGACUGCCAGAACUAUGCUUGGAGCCUGCAUUGUAUUUUGCAGCAAGAAGGGGGCCCAACGGAGCUGGGAAGGACGCAGUAGGGAUCAGGGUAGUGAUGGCUGAGGGCAUAAAGGUACUUGCUACCCUCCUUGAUGUUAAUCUUGGGGCCUUGAAGAUGCUGAUGAAAUUGUCAAGAAACAAGUCCAUUGGCCAAGGAUUAGAGAAAGGAAGGCAGCCCAAGCUCUCUAGGUAGCUCCCCGGAAGGAUGCCACAAGCCAGAGAACCUGAGAAGGCUGGUCUAGCAGAUUGGGACCACAGGCCAUGUGGUGUGCAUACUUGGAAAUGUUUGGGAAUAAGAUCUUUUCUGUACUUUACAGUUUGCUCAUGGCUUAGCCAUUUCCUGUGUCUAUAAUUGUUGUACUGAUUUAAACAAUAAAGCUGCCUGACAUCCCACCA